AUGACCAGGAAGCUCCUGAAUUGGGGAUUUGAUAACUCACUUUCAGUUUUCAAUAGAUUUAAAGCAAAUUGCAAAAGGUUCUUAAUUGUUCCACCCGUAGUAAACUGUUUGUCCAUCAGGUUAGGUAGAGUGUUGGAGACUUGUACAAGGGGUGUUAACACUGAAAAAAUCAAUAAAUGUAUUACUUAUGUCUCUGCUGGUAUGCUCCCUGUUUUGUGGUUUAGGGCUGUGUUGUUAGGAUCCAAACUGGUUGCUGUUACGGUUAUGCUAGUGUUCAAGCACAAUCUGUUACCGAUGGAGGUUUGUCAGUACACUGAAGAAACCUUAGAAGCUGCCAUCAGAAAAUUUGAAGGCUUCGGCAAGACUCUUGUGUUUAAACCAUCUCGUGGUAUGGUUGCAACCAAAAACACUAAAGACCUGUAUUUUGAGGAGAUGGAAAGGUAUAUGCAGGCAAGACUUGCUUCCGAGGUAAAAAUUGGAACUUCCUAUAGAUUGCUUAGGGGUUAUCCUGGGAUGAAAGAUGUUUUUAACAAAAACGGUGAUGCUGUAAGACCUUCCACUUCGGUGAAACUGCAGUUGGAAACUAAUGUUCAAGAUAUUAUUAAGUUAACUAAUGUCACAAUCUGUCCCAAGGUAGGAGGGCAAGGUGGAAAGAUCAUUAUGGGUACUCUCGAAGCACAUGUGAAUGGGUUCCGGUAUAAAACCUCCGGUGCCCAUACAAAUAUAGAUGUUGUGUAUGAGAACAUAAAGUGUCCUUUCUUCCGAGCUGGAGAUGAUGAGAUACCUCCUCUCUUGCACUUACACUUGCACAACCAGAUCAUGUCAGGGACAGAAGAGACUAAUGAUACCAAUUUCCAGUUGGAGUCGUCCACUGUUGUACAGACUGAUGACCGUAACAAAGAUCUCCAGGACUUUGUUGACAAAGUUACUGAUGACCGUAACUGUUGUACGAGCCUACAGUUAUCAAUUAUUUUGAAUCACCAGAGUACGAAUUUCAUGGUUUUUUUUCCCACAGGGGCGCGGGCUGUCUUUGCACUGACUUUAUUUUUCCUAGUAGAGCUUGUAGAAACAAAUCCCAUUGUGGUUAAACUAGACGAGAUCGAGAUUGUCAAUCUGGCGCAGCUUAGACCCAAUGAAAUUGAUAUGACAGUGGUAUUCAAAGACUUCAGUCGUGAUGUGCUUCAAAUCAACUCAAUUCCAUUAGAGUUACUAGCUGAUAUUAAACAUCGUCUGACCUGUUCGAACGUCAAGUACUAUCAGAACAAGCAAAAACUAAAUUGGAACGACGAAGUGAAAAAAGUUUAGAGAUUCCCCGCAGGAAGUUUAUAAUGGAUGGUGGGUGGGAGUCCUUGAACCUGGAGGCUGGUGAUGCUUGUGACUGUUACUACUGGGAAGAAGAUGGUGAUUUGAUUUACGAGGAUUGGUGAUGCUUGAGAUUGUUACUACUGGGAAGAAGAUGGUGAUUUAGUUGAAGAGGAUUGGUGAUGCUUGUGACGGUUACUACCAGGAAGAAGAUGGUGUUUAGAUGAGGAGAAUCAGUGAUGCUUGUUACUGUUACAACUGGGAAGAAGUUGGUGAUAGCUGAGAUAAAUUCAGCAUAUACGAGGUGCAUGUAAGCAACAUCCAGUAUAGCUUGUGGCAAUAAUAUAUUCUGUUGGAGGCAUCAUACAGAUCAUGUAAGAAAAAGCUGCUGGUGGAAGAUGGAUGAUGCGUUAAAGAUUGUUCUGAUGUUGUAGAGCAGCACACAAAAGGGAUGAAGCAAAUAAACUCCCUGGUGCAUGGAAGCAACACCCUGUAUAGCUUGUGCCAGUAAAUAUAUAUUCGUUGGAGGCAUCACACAGAUCCUGUAGGAAAAAUCUGGUGGUGGAAGAUGGAUGAUCCGUUAGAGAUUGUAAACGGUGCUAUAGAGCAGCACACAAAUGUGAGCAAAUGAAAGACUCCCUGGAGUGAAACAAGAGUAAUUAUCAGACAGUCUCCAUCCUAGGCAUUGUGCUGUGUCACUUGUAGGCAAAUUCCAAAUUGUGUAACCAUGAGGAAUAAUAGUAUAGCAGACCAUAAAAGACAUCACAUUAUUCGCAUCAAGAAUGUCCUACCCAAGAAGUCCUUGAUGAAGUUUGUGAGUAAGUAUGACCGAGAGUACCUACAUUGUUGUGAGUUAUUGUGUAAGAGCAUCCGCAGUCAUGAAAUGUAAUAUUAUAAUAAAUGUUGAUUAGUUCUAUGUUUUUUUUUUGUAAGUCUGUGCAGCUGAAAAUCUUACAUGAACUGGUCAAGGCCCAUAGCAUAAUUAGAAAUCGGGCAUCACUAUGUUUGCUGUUCUAGGAACAAAACUUACACAGCUAUUUCGCAAGAGUAUUUAUCCAUGUCAUGUGACCUAAAUUGUACCUAUGAGAUUAGUGGUAAA
This is a messenger RNA of Papaver somniferum (opium poppy), 2401 nucleotides long. RefSeq names its product FACT complex subunit SPT16-like. The transcript has 7 exons. Gene Ontology annotation, molecular function: nucleosome binding. Gene Ontology annotation, cellular component: FACT complex. Bases 1 to 1305 code for a protein of 434 amino acids. Gene Ontology annotation, biological process: positive regulation of transcription elongation by RNA polymerase II; transcription elongation by RNA polymerase II. The record is from RefSeq and is a predicted model, not a curated record. Lineage: Eukaryota; Viridiplantae; Streptophyta; Magnoliopsida; Ranunculales; Papaveraceae.